This is a messenger RNA of Hibiscus syriacus, 535 nucleotides long. RefSeq names its product actin-depolymerizing factor 2-like. The coding region runs from base 126 to 440 and encodes 104 amino acids. The record is from RefSeq and is a predicted model, not a curated record. Lineage: Eukaryota; Viridiplantae; Streptophyta; Magnoliopsida; Malvales; Malvaceae. Gene Ontology annotation, molecular function: actin filament binding. Gene Ontology annotation, biological process: actin filament depolymerization. Gene Ontology annotation, cellular component: cytoplasm; actin cytoskeleton. The transcript is spliced from 3 exons.
AAUAUUUCGCUUCACGAAGCAAUAUAUAUAUAUAUAUUUUGAAAAAGUAAGUCCUUAAUUAUCAUCUUCUGUUUCUUUGAGAUCGCCUUCAGAUUUUCUCUCCGUAAGUUCAAUCUAAAGAAGCGAUGGCAAACGCAGCUUCUGAAAUGGAGAAACUUGGUGAGCCAACUCAAAGCUAUGAUGAUUUCACUGCUAGCCUCCCUGCCGAUGAGUGUCGAUAUGCUGUAUAUGAUUUUGACUUUGUGACUGCUGAAAAUUGCCAGAAAAGCAGUAUUUUCUUCAUUGCAUGGUCUCCGGACACCUCAAGGGUGAGAAGCAAGAUGAUUAAUGCAAGCUCGAAGGACAGGUUCAAGAGAGAGUUGAACGGCAUUCAACUAGAGCUACAGGCAACUGAUCCCACCGAGAUGGGACUUGAUGUUAUAAGAAGCCGCGUGAACUAAAUUGAAGUCUCCAGGAGGCAUGAUAUUCAAAUUCUUUCUCCUUUUGCUUUAAGUGAAAUGUUAAUAGGUUGCGGAAGGCAUUAUUAUCGACCUGA